GCUCACUGGUCUGAUUUUGUCCAUAAACCAAAAGCGAUUUCUCCUGCGCUCCGGGACCCAGGCCGGUGGCGAGUAGAUGGAAUUAAAACCUCCAGAGAAGCAACCACCGGAGUAUCCAAAGUCGUGCAGCUCCAAACCAAGGCUGGGGAAGCCCGAACAAACUGUGAAGUGAAACAACAAGAAGCGCACCAACCUUGUGCAUUACCUCAGUAACCAAAAUUUAUUUAAUGAAGGAAUGGUACUCACAAACAGCGAAUAAAAACAGGCAUGUAAGUCCACCCAGGGACUUCAAAGGCAAGAGGCCAGCGCGAAUCCCAUCAUGGGUGUAGGUACUCAGUCCAGCUGACGCGUUUCGAAGUCCAGUCAGCUCUGAGGAAGAAGGCUUGACCUUCGAAAUGCGUCAGCUGGACUGAGUACCUACACCCAUGAUGGGA
This is a messenger RNA of Staurois parvus, 434 nucleotides long. Lineage: Eukaryota; Metazoa; Chordata; Amphibia; Anura; Ranidae. The record is from the annotation of a GenBank genome assembly.